This is a messenger RNA of Nestor notabilis (Kea), 750 nucleotides long. RefSeq names its product unc-51 like kinase 3 (gene ULK3). NCBI's taxonomy places the organism in Eukaryota, Metazoa, Chordata, Aves, Psittaciformes, Psittacidae. The transcript is spliced from 10 exons. The record is from RefSeq and is a predicted model, not a curated record. The annotation marks the transcript as partial.
CCCCAGCUGCCCAGCCGCCCCCUGCUCUCCCUGGAAUGCCGGGAUCUCUUGGGACAGCUCUUGGAAAGGGACCCUUUGAAGCGCAUCUCCUUCGAGCGCUUCUUUGCCCACCCCUUUGUGGAUAUGGAGCACGUCCCUGGCCCCGAGAGCCUCUGCAAGGCGACCGACCUGGUGGUGGAAGCAGUGAAAAAGGAUCAGGAAGGAGAUGCCUCUGCUGCCCUCUCCCUCUACUGCAAAGCCCUGGAGUACUUUGUGCCUGCUCUGCACUAUGAGACUGAUGCUCGCCGGAAAGAAGCCAUCAGAGCCAAGGUGGGGCAGUACAUCUCCCGAGCGGAGGAGCUGAAGGCAUUGGUCACCUCCAGCAGCAAGAACCUCCUGCAGAGAGGCUCCCCCUUUGCAGAGAUGGCCAAGGACAAGCCCCGGCUCUGCGCUGCGCUGGAGGUGGCUUCUGCUGCCAUCGCUAAGGAGGAGGAAGGCAAAGACGACGGUGACACCCUGGAGCUGUACCAGCAGAGCCUGGGGGAGCUGCUGCUCCUCCUGGCCGGUGAGCCUGCGGGGAGGCGCCGGGAGCUGCUGCACUCCGAGAUCCAGACCCUGAUGUCUCGAGCUGAGUACCUGAAAGAUCAGAUGAAGAUGCGGGAGGCACAGUCCAUGGGGCAGGAAGCAAUCUCCUCCUGUACCAGGGAGCUUUGCUCAGCCCAGCAUGGCCUGAUCCAGCAUCCCUGCUGUAGUAGUAAUAAUAACAAAUAA